Messenger RNA from Atta colombica, 1559 nucleotides. RefSeq names its product tyrosine-protein kinase transmembrane receptor Ror-like. NCBI's taxonomy places the organism in Eukaryota, Metazoa, Arthropoda, Insecta, Hymenoptera, Formicidae. The transcript has 9 exons. Gene Ontology annotation, biological process: cell surface receptor protein tyrosine kinase signaling pathway; cellular response to nerve growth factor stimulus; protein phosphorylation. The record is from RefSeq and is a predicted model, not a curated record. Gene Ontology annotation, molecular function: neurotrophin binding; neurotrophin receptor activity; ATP binding. Gene Ontology annotation, cellular component: signaling receptor complex; axon. The coding region runs from base 51 to 1559 and encodes 502 amino acids.
UUGGUCCAUUCGUUGUUUAUUUGCACGGACGCGCGAUAUACAGACGAAAAAUGCCGAGAAAAAGAGGUCUUUCUACUCCCGAAACGCGAAUAGGAAACUUCCAGAUCAAAGCAUGCAAGGAUAAUCCAUGGAUUUGUGGAAAGGAAGCGGCCUGUCGUAGCUUCGCGGAUAAUACAUCGAAAUGUGUGUGUCCUCAUGACUUAUCGUUGCCGACAUCAGAUUUAAAAUGUCCAAAUCGUCUAAUCGUUCCUUUAACGCCUCGUCCUAUAUAUAACAUAAUACCUCCAAGCGGCAACAACAGCACAAACAGCACAAAUGUACUUCCGGAAGCUGAACAGGUAGUGGGAUUGAAAUACAAAGUACCUGAAAUCAUAGGAGUAGUUGUAGCUUUUGUCGCGGUAAUUGUGCUCUUAUUAAGCAUUGUAUAUGGCGUAAGAAAACGGAGUUACAACAUCAAAUCGCAAAGAAGUCCUUUAGAUGGAACUCCAAUAAAUUUGAAGAAAGACUUAUUAUUAGCGCAUAAGUAUACGUCUAAUCCUCAAUAUUUUACCUGCACGCCUCCGGGGGUUCCGAUAAUACAACGUGAAAAUCUUAUAUUUCUUCACGACAUCGGUGAAGGGUGCUUUGGAAAGGUUUACAAAGGCGAGUGGCACAAUGGAGACACGAAGGAGAUUGUCGCUAUAAAAGUUCUGAAAGAUACUGCCACGCCCGAAACCGAGCAGGACUUUAUGCGCGAAGUGGACAUCAUGUCUACGUUCGGCCAUGCGAAUAUUUUGUCCUUAAAGGGCAUGGUACUUCGAGAUACGACGAAUAAUCCGUGGAUGGUAUUCGAAUAUAUGCCGUAUGGUGACCUCGCCGAAGUACUACGAGCAAAUUCCUCGCAAUUAAGAUCUUCGAAACCUGAAUUACAGCCAUUAACGAAGGAUUCGCUACACUGGAUAUCGAUUCAAAUUGCGGCCGGCAUGACGUAUCUGUCAGCGCAAAGAUUCGUGCAUCGUGAUUUAGCGUGUCGAAACUGCCUGGUGGGCUCAGGCUUAAUAGUGAAAAUCGCUGAUUUCGGCAUGUCACGAGAUAUUUACACUUGUGACUAUUACAAGAUUGGAGGAUCACGUUUGCUGCCAGUACGUUGGAUGUCGCCGGAAAGUGUAGUAUAUGGCAGGUUCACGUUAGAGACCGAUGUAUGGAGUUUUGGUGUAGUUCUUUGGGAAGUUUACUCAUUUGGAAAGCAGCCAUACUACGGAUUCAAUAACGAAGAGGUCGUGAAACUCAUACUUCAAGGGACAAUGCUUAUUCCACCAGACGAGUGUCCGCCCAUCGUUUGCCAAAUAAUGCAUGAUUGUUGGAAGAUCGAACCGCGGGAACGAAUCAAAUUUCCCGAUAUUCUGGAGAGGCUAGAAAAAACACAAAACGAAUUAACCCGGCAAGGAACGUUGCCCAGACCGCCGCAAGGUCCAGUGCUGUUACGAACCCCGGACGUUUUGGAUCCGGAUGGCUACUUGCUUCCGGCUCCUGCGAUCCCUCGCGAGUAUCUGCAGACCCUUCCAGCUGUGUCCGAUUGA